Messenger RNA from Chaetomium strumarium, 2219 nucleotides. RefSeq lists its product as uncharacterized. Bases 221 to 1729 code for a protein of 502 amino acids. The transcript is spliced from 6 exons. Lineage: Eukaryota; Fungi; Ascomycota; Sordariomycetes; Sordariales; Chaetomiaceae. The record is from RefSeq and is a predicted model, not a curated record.
CCAUGAUGCCGUGGAUUCUGGCAAUUAACGGGAUGGAAAUCUGGGUAACUGCCGGCUGUUCUCAAGGCAAGGACACCUGCGCUCCAACUGCGGGGUUCUGAACAGGCAACGACCGACUCAAUACAAGACUCCAAGGUGCACUCUUCGAUGGGCCACAGCUGUUCAGCGUACUGUUGACCCUGUCCACGUUGACAGUGCGAUUCUUUAACAAGUGGGAGCCAUGGCACGGUUCCAAUUCGCAACACUCGUGACUGCCGUGCUGGCAUUGGCACGGCAAAGCUUCUUUGUCCUGGCACAGUCACAGUCCAGUGGAGGAUGCUCUCCCAGCUCUUUUACGACGCCUGGCUGGCUUGUUGAGAACUUCGUGUCCCAGUCAUCGGCAAACGCGACAGUUGCCUCGUAUCGUGCACUCAACCGAGCCACGAACGCCUCGGUGGAACUGAGGUGCCAGGUACCCUCCAGCGGUCCAGUAAUAUCAGGAUGGCAAAGGUGUUCGGCGAGGAAUCGGACCAGCGCAGACCUUCCUUUUGUCGCGUCAUUCCAGACUAACGAGGAGACGGCUUAUUUCCUCUUCAAUGAGACUUGGGCAUGCAAUGAUGUUCCAGGAAGGCCGCUUAACUUUACCGCCGAGGGCAACAGCUCUAUUCCCAUCACCUGUUCAACAAACCAAAGCGGGUCAACGGCCUGCAAGGCCACAAAGCCAUUGCUCAUCCAAGGCCGCCUCCUGUCCCCUAUCAAGAUCACUCCGUCUUCUGUCGCCGGACCGACGGGACACGACACUAAAGGCUGCACUGCCAACGCCAGGACACCAGCGUGGGAAGUGGCAGCCACCCAGCUCAACCUGCAGAACGUCACGGGGAAGCUACAAGGAGGAAAUGCAUUUGUGAUCAUCAGAAACGAGCACCUCGGAUACACCGCGUCAUGCGGAGGAGUGUUCACGGGUGGUGCUGCCGGACCACAGGCGAUAACCUGUCAGGGCCAGACAGCAUACCGGCGGCCAGAAAAAUACCAGAUCAGCACAGUCGUGCUGUUCGAGCCCGAGACAUUCGCACUCACCGUCAACCAGACCUGGUUCUGCGACGAUCAAGACCCGUCCCAGCCAAUCGCCAUCACAGCAAGCGGAACCACCCACCUCGACCUCGCAUGCCAGACCUUCCCGGACUCCUCCACGACGUUCUGCACGGGCGGCACGAGCGGCUCCUUUCCGGGAAACGUCACGUCGCGCGCCAUCCUGCCCCCCUAUGCGCUCAACGACCCGCUGCCGACGGCCGACGGCAGCUGCACCAUCUCGUCGGUGCUGCGUCCGGCGUGGUGGUUCGACAACUUUGAGACCAACACGACCACGGCGCACAGCGAGGUGGUUACGCUCCGGCUGGGGAUGGAGUUGCAGAUCAGGGGUGAUGGGACUAGUAGUGGUGGUGGUGGAGGAGGAGGAGGAGGAGGAGGGGAGGUGGUGCCCUGGAAUAAGUGUGCGUUUGAGAGUGUUGGGGAUCCCAUGCUUGCGCCGACCGGUUGUGAGUUCCGCUAUGACAUGGCGAGUCGGUUUCUGGGGAUGAGGGUGCAGUGGGAGUGUGAGGAUCUGGAUCCCCGCAGUCCGGUCAGCUUCAAGGGGGAAGUGAGGACCUUGCUGCCGGAUUAUACAUGCGUCACGUCGGGCACGAGCAUCCGCUGUGCCUCGCCUGAUCCGAAGCCUUGGAGGGCGAAUGUUACUUCGCUCACGUGGCAGUAGUUUGAGGUAUGAGUGGUUGGGGGUUGUGGUUUCUAUCAAUUUGUUGGGCAUACUCCGGGAUAACGUUAGAUGCUGCCGUUUGACUCCUUGGUCGUGAACUUGUGUGCUAUCGGCAGGUCGGGUGGGGGGAAGUUGCUCCGUCUGACUUCCAAGGCAGUUCUUGGCUUCGCUUGCCUGGAGAACCCCAUCAAAACUCAUCUUGUGAAGUUGCACGCACCUCCCUAAUUGGCUCGAUGGCGGCCUCCCCUCCCUGUCCAAGAGACUAGUAGGCCAAGACGCUCACUGCUGAGGCUGGGCUGGGCGUCUCCAAACACCAUCUCUUGUUGUUGACUAAUCCAACACUCCUGCCACGCAAUGAGCAGUAAACUUAGUGUGCUUGGCUUCACUCGUCAAGAUGGGACGCGACUUUCGAUGACGAUCUCGGCGGCGAACUGGUAUCAUAAGCAUUCCAAAUGCAAAGCCAAAGGCCUCAACGGCGGUUCGACGGAGU